UCAUUUCCACACACCCCCCACUCCCUACCGUUUCGUCCAUCCCCACUCCCCACUCUAACCGCCUGUACUCUUCACUGUAACCACCCCUCUUUUGCCAGAAAAAUCACCACUCUUCACCGUAACCACAUUGUUUCACGUUGGCGUAUUCCUCUCUCCACCGUAACUGCCUGUGUUUCUCGCCGGAAAAAUCCUCACUCUUCUUAACCGGCUAUAUUCUCGCCGGAAAACUACUCAAACGCCAUUUCAAGUUUCGUUAAUAACGUGACGCUGUAGUUAGGUUUUGUUGUGCCAAAAAAGUCAUCACUCUUCACUGUAACCGCCUGUGUUUCUCGCCGUAAAAAAUCGUCACCCUUCGUAACCACUUGUGUUCUCGCCGGAAAACUACUCGAACGAUAUUUUCAAGUUCUGAUUGAACAAUGGAGAUACUGGAAAUGAAAUCUCAGCCUGUGAUGCCUAGAAAGCGACCGUUAGACGGUUCAAAUUGUUGUAAGCAUGAAGAAUUUAGAAAAUAUAGAAAUUUGGUUCCAGCGGUUCGUGACUUUCCUCCGGGUUGUGGACUUAACGGCUAUAAUAAGCCUGAGGAAUUUAGAAAAUAUAGAAAAACGGUUCCCGCGAUUCGUGACUUUCCUCCGGGUUGUGGAGUUAACGAAGCCGAAAGAAAGCCGUUGAAGAUGUUAACAAAGGCUCACUCAGAUCUUGGAAAGAUGACUUCUGUUGGAGAUGAUAAGAUUCUAGAAUCUAAUCGUGUCGAAAAUAAUAAAUUCAGUGGCUCUAAACCGUUAGAAUCAGGGAGAAACAAGUCUUAUGUUGUCUCAAGGCCAGCUGGAAAGGUUAAAUACUGGGAUCCUUCUUGCUCGAAGGCCGGUUAUGGCCAAAAACCGAAAGUCACCAUCACUCAUGAACCACAGAAGAAGCUUACUAAGAAUGUUAACAAAGCUGACUCGAAUGUUAAGAAGAUGACUCCGGAUGGCAUGGAUGAGCUGGUUACCUCUCGCCCUGUUGAGAAUAGUAAACUCAAAAGGUUUGUACCGAAAGAACUGGAGAGGAGCAAAUCAUAUUUGGGCUCAAGAUCAGGGGCUAAAGUGAAAUAUUGGGACCCUAUGUGUGAAGAAGUCAAGAAAUCAGAAGACACAACCACUGUUGUAUCGCAAAAGGAAAACACUAGACGCGAAAAGAUCAAAGAAGCGUUGGACGUUUUUGAUCAGGUUUAUGAACCGUUUUACCAAGAGAACAGAAGGAAGCCAAAGGGUGAACAGAUUUCUUCCUGGAGAAUUCCUACGGAAGCUGCGGAAAUUGUUAAACGAAAGCUGAAAUGGAUGGAUCCAGGAAAGGUAGUGGGAUCCGUAUGUGGUGUUCAAAUCGGAGAUAAGUUUAAAUACAGGGCAUUGCUUAAGAUGAUUGGUCUUCACAGUCAACCACAAGCAGGCAUUGAUUUUGCCAAGAUUGAAGGAAAGAAUCUGGCCAUAAGCAUUGUGGAUUCUCAGCGUUAUUUGAAUGUAAGUGGAUCAAGUGAUACCCUUAUCUAUUCUGGUCAAGGCGGGCAUGGUUUGUUCGGGAGUAAAUCACCACCCAAAGAUCAACAACUUGUGAGUGGGAAUAUGGCUAUGAAAAAUAGUAUGGAUAAGAAAUCACCAGUUCGGGUGAUAAGGAAAGUUGCCUCGUUUGGGAUGGAUGUGUUUGUGUAUGAUGGUUUGUACAUUGUGGACCGUUACACAGACAAUAAAAAUGCAGAAGGAAAUAUUGAGUUCAAAUUUCAUCUUAAGCGAAUACCUGGGCAGCCUGCGCUACACAGUAUGCUGAAAUGGUAACAAAUGAGGUCACUUGCAACAUCUAUGCACCUUUCUGUUGUUUGAUGAAGUAAAGUUGGAUAUUUUCUUGUUAUAAGUAGUCAGUCAUGCAUCGGAAUCUCAUUAGGGGUAGCUUCAUCGGAUCUCUUUUGUACGCAUGUAAUGUAGAUCCUUUUUAACUUAUGGUGACAUUGGUAAGCUAGUGGCAUGACGCGUCUUACUUUUAACCGAUGAAGUACAAACAAACUAAAAUGCAUUAAUUUGUAUAAUUA
This is a messenger RNA of Helianthus annuus (common sunflower), 2059 nucleotides long. RefSeq names its product histone-lysine N-methyltransferase, H3 lysine-9 specific SUVH6. The transcript has 3 exons. Lineage: Eukaryota; Viridiplantae; Streptophyta; Magnoliopsida; Asterales; Asteraceae. The record is from RefSeq and is a predicted model, not a curated record. The coding region runs from base 417 to 1808 and encodes 463 amino acids.